Linum trigynum is the source of this 2195-nucleotide messenger RNA. The record is from the annotation of a GenBank genome assembly. Lineage: Eukaryota; Viridiplantae; Streptophyta; Magnoliopsida; Malpighiales; Linaceae.
GUGAACUCUUAGUUACCAAACACGUACGAGUUCCAUUCUCAAUUGGCAACUACUCCGAUGAGACAAUAUGUGAUGUGGUGCCUAUGACAGCCUGCCAUAUUCUGUUGGGACGCCCUUGGCAGUUUGAUCGUGAUGUUGAUUUUAAAGGAGCUGCCAACACUUAUACUGUGUGGAAAGAUGAGAAAUCAUACAAGUUGAAACCCCAAAGUCCCCAAGAAGUUAAGGAAGACUAGCGAGUAAUGAUUUCCAAGGUGAAAGAAUACUCGAAAACCCAUCAUGUGAAAAAUGAGGCCUUAUUUGCUACGCAGAGAGAUAAUUUGGAAUCGAAUUAGGUCAUAUAGAGUUGGUAUAAUCCCAUCACGCUCACUAUGGACUUGGGAGGUGGCUCAAUUACUCGAGCCGAUUUGUUGGGUAUGUUACAGGGCCUUCACUGCGCGUGGGAGAUGGGGAUCAGGAAGGCAAUCCUACAGACAGAUUCCAAGACAACAAUUCAGCUCCUCGAGUCAGCUGCUACAACUCACCCUCAUUUCACGGUGGUUUCGGAGCUGAGACAACUAUUGCAGAAGGAUUGGCAUGUGAGGAUUGAACAUGUUAGAGAGGGGAACGCGGUGGCGGACUACCUUGCUUCUAUCGGCCACUCCCGUUCGCUGGGAGUUCACAUUUUUCUACAGCCAAGCAGUAUGCUUAAUUAUUGGCUUCUCUUUGAUCAGCUUUGGUUUGCUUAUGUCGACAAAAUAAAAAAUUCGUAGAUCGAAAAUAGUUUAGUAUAAGAAUAAGUUGAUUUUAUAUAAAACAAAAUGGUCCUUACAAGGGGUGGUUUUAUCCGUAGAAAUAUUCACCUUGGAGAAUCAUUCAUUCAUAAAACAAUGACCAAAUUCAAACCAUUAAUGUAAGUACAAUAUUUACCAGUGUCAGAUUUUAUAUAUUUUACAAUUUAAUAUGCAUACAUACCCUGUGUGAUUUAGGGAAGAAAAAAGUUGUUUUUAUAUCACUAGAAGGUGUGGUUGAAUCUUAUUAGUGUCUACAUGAAGCGCAAAAUAAACUUUGAGAUGAAAUGACCAUCAAUGAUAGCUCUUAUCAGUUUAUAAUCACUCUAAUUAUUUUGACAAUUCGACAUUAGGAAAUUACUUGCCAUAUUAAAUUUCAUAAAUUGGAUCACAUAAGUCAAAGUUGAUAAACUAUUGGUUUGGGAUCUAGCUUUGAGUUUUAGACAAAAUGAGACGACCUCCACUCCUGAUCUCUUACAAAUUGAGGGAAUGGAGUUGAAACUCGACAUCAAACUCACCGAUGACAACAUCAUGAACCCCAUAAGCAAGUAUAAUUUUUUGAAAAAUAAGGAUUAACGAGCAUAUCUUAGAAAAUGUUCAAGACUUGGACGAGAACAAAUUAGUGGUUCAAUGCUUUGAAUAAAUAUUUUCUAUGAAGAAUCGUCUAAUUGGCAAAACAAUGCUCCAGCUCGAUCUUCAAACAACCAAUAGAUGAGAUGAGAUUUUGAUGCAUAACCUCCUUUAAUGAUAGUUGACGUGGAUCUCGCCUACAAAUUCAAUGUAGUAUAUAUCCUUCUUUCAACUUCUAUUAAAGAAAUUUUAUGGGUUACCAAAUCAUUAUUAAUUGAAACCUAUCAAAGAAAAGGUGAAGAAGACUACAAGAAGUACUUUUAUGAGAAUUAUACUACAACAUCAAAGACGACAGUAGUUAGGUAACAAUGUACCUCUAUUCUUCCAUUCUUUUUAACUUCAAAUUCAUUUAUUCAAGGAAAAAAUCAUACCCACUAAACAUAAAGUUGUCAACUAAAUAAUAUAUGUGUCAAUUGCUUCAAUUUUAUUGAUUCGUGAUUAAUUGUGGACAGUUGUUGAACCUGACUUUAAUGUUCCAGUUCGUGAGAGACCUAGAUUUUUAUGAAUGCCUACUAAGAAACUACCUAAAGAUAGGGAUAGAAUGAGAGGACCUUUACUGUCUCAUCUCCUACAAACUGAAGGAAUGAAGUUGAAUUUUCACAUCAAACUCACUCAUUGCACAUUACCAACCUCACAAGUAAGUACCAAUUUUUAAAAAUAAGGAAGGACGAAGAAGUUUAAUUUCAGACAAAUUCAUGAUUUGGACAAAGCAAAUUUAACAUUUUGAAAAUGAUGGGAGGAAGGUGCGAAUCGUUGAUAGCAUAUGAGAUUUGGGUGAAGUAAAUUUUAUUGGCGUUA